Messenger RNA from Bradysia coprophila, 610 nucleotides. Its product is annotated as protein takeout-like. The record is from RefSeq and is a predicted model, not a curated record. Lineage: Eukaryota; Metazoa; Arthropoda; Insecta; Diptera; Sciaridae. Gene Ontology annotation, biological process: multicellular organismal reproductive process.
CGAUAUUGCAUUCGGCGAACUAUUUGAACUAAGUGAAUCGAUGGAAUUAUUUCAUCAGUACAUCGAAUUGGACCGAAGCUGAGCACUUGCCUGAACAAAAAUAAUGAACAUUUCAAUAAUAUUUGUGGCAAUUAUUGCUCUCAUUAUAGGCUGCCGCAGUGACGAUUUUCCUUCACACAUAAAGCGCUGCAAGAACGGAGAUCAUACAUGCAUUGCCAAUACUAUGAAUGAACUGAUUAAAGUGUCAGCAAGUGGCAUACGUGAGCUUGGUGUCGUCCCAACCGAUCCAUACGAAAUAGCUGAUGUGAUUGUGGAAAAAGGAGAAGAGAGUCCGAUAAAUAUUAAAAUUCACUACGAAAAAUGUAAUAUAACCGGAAUCGAUAGCAUUCACGUCGAUAAAGUCACUGGAUUCGAAAAAGACCCCAAAACGUCAAAAUUCCGCAUGCGCGGACAUUUGAAAUUGUCAACCAUAUCUGGACCAUAUCAGGUUUCAGGAAAAGUUCUACUCUUACCAAUUACUGGACGCGGUUGGUCGGAAAUUAAAUUUGGUAAUGCAAAUUUUCGAUUAUUCUCUGACUAGAGGACAUCCAUAGAUCCCGUCGCCAGUUUU